Messenger RNA from Neohortaea acidophila, 1569 nucleotides. RefSeq lists its product as uncharacterized. The transcript is spliced from 2 exons. The record is from RefSeq and is a predicted model, not a curated record. Lineage: Eukaryota; Fungi; Ascomycota; Dothideomycetes; Mycosphaerellales; Teratosphaeriaceae. The coding region runs from base 1 to 1569 and encodes 522 amino acids.
AUGUACAACUCUCACGGCGCGUACCAGCAGCCGGGAUGGCAGCCUGGAGCCAAUCAGUCCUUUCAUCGCAAUGGCCCACCUCCAGCGAAAAAGGUCAAGAAUAAUCCAGUCAUCACUCGCUAUCCUCCACCGCCCGGCUACAGAGGACCAGCUCAACCGCACGCUCCUCCGUAUCAACAGCAGCCUGUCUGGGCACCGCAACCUCCGCAAUUCCCAUUCAAUCAACAAGCGUAUCCUGGCUAUGGCCCUCCUCAGACCUGGCAGCAACAGCAACAAUUCCAGCAGUAUCCUCCAACCGCCUACCCCGACCCCAAUUACUUCCAACAGCAACCGCCGGCUCCCUUUGCUCCUGUACCCUCUGCUUGGCCUAUGUCUACAUCACCUCCUCACGGUGGCGCGAGACCCCCACAGCAACGUCACCAUUCUACUGCCUCUUUGUCUGGCAGAUCCGAGCACGGCAACUCCGUCUCUGGCUAUGACGACGAAGACUUGGAGGAAGAUUUUUACGACGAAUGCUACUUCGCCGUGCACCCGGAAGAAAUUGACCUUAAACUCAGUCUUGGCAUGAUUGAAUGGAAGGCUCCUCUGCCCACCAAACGUCCCCUACCCUCAACCUUUGCAGAGGCUGAAUUGGAAGCUCUGGCGCCGCGAAAGCCUCUCCCCACAGACGACGAGUCCAUCUCAGACUACUUCAUCCGCUCUAAACGACACGAAGCAUCGCUGAGUGUUCGCCAGACGGAGUACUGGAACGAGGUCAAGGACGACAUUAUCUUCAGAGAGUUCCCCAUGAUCUGUGCAAGCAUCUUGACAAUGUCGGAACUGCUUGCCAAGUACAAGGAUCGACCGGACCCGACAUGGCGCUCGCGCGUCUACAGCCCGACUCCGGAUCCAGAGACAUCCGCCAUGGAUGUGGAUGACGAAAUCACGCCCAGACAGCAGCAGAAUCCGCAUUCGAGGAGGACGUCAAGAUCGCAGCAGUACCACCGCUCAAGAAGCGUAUCCGGAUCGCAAGACUACACGGACGAGCAAUCCGACGUGCUCGGCAGCCUGGAGAACGUAUCCCACAGCCGUCGACAUUCCCGCGCCAGUUCGGUAGCAUCCACUUCCUCCCAUCGCGCCUCCAAACCAACUCCCCUCAUGCCCAUCCGAGACGCCGCGCAAGAAGACAUCCUCGCAGCGCUGGGUGUCACCGGGUCGCCAAAGGUAGUCUAUCAGACCCCUGGUCCGGCCAUCGGCGCACCUCAACCGCAGCGAACAAGCAGGCACAACUCUAAUGCAAGUGGCAACGGGAGACCCCCGCCGCCGCCGCCACCGCCACCUCCAACUCAGGACAGGUAUCGACGGGCUUCCAAUGGGAGCCAUCACACCGCCGCGGGCUCGGAUUUCGGUGACCCGGAUGUGACGCCGCGGGCCAAGGUCCACAAGUCGGAGACCCGCAAGCGCGCGUACGAGGACUCUGAUGAUAGCGAUGCGCAGAAACAGCAGCAGCAACGUGCGUUCGGCGAUGACGAGGAAACGCCUAAACCGCGUCGGAAGCAGAAGCGUGUGGAUCGCAGUCACAAGUGGUGA